Messenger RNA from Morus notabilis, 912 nucleotides. Its product is annotated as UDP-glycosyltransferase 92A1. The record is from RefSeq and is a predicted model, not a curated record. The annotation marks the transcript as partial. The transcript has a single exon. Lineage: Eukaryota; Viridiplantae; Streptophyta; Magnoliopsida; Rosales; Moraceae. Gene Ontology annotation, molecular function: UDP-glycosyltransferase activity.
CAAAAAGGUGUAACAUCAGAAAUCUGCUGGGAAUGGCUGAAUGCAAAGCCUUUAAACUCUGUUCUGUACGUGUCGUUUGGUUCGAUGAACACAAUUUCACCAACACAGAUGAUUGAGUUAGCGACGGCUUUGGAUAAAAGUAAGAAGAACUUCAUCUGGGUGGUUAGGCCGCCGAUGGGCUUCGACAUAAACUCGGAGUUCAAAGCGGAGGAAUGGCUUCCAGAAGGGUUUGAAGAGAGGAUUCAGGGAAGAGGGUUGUUGGUGAGGAACUGGGCUCCCCAAGUGGAGAUUUUGUCUCACAAGGCAACGUCUGCUUUUCUGAGUCAUUGCGGGUGGAACUCCGCGCUCGAGGCCCUCAGCAACGGCGUGCCGAUGCUGGCGUGGCCGAUGGCGGCGGAGCAGUUCUUCAACGCCGUGCUGUUGGAGAGAGAGGUUGGGGUUUGUGUGGAGGUGGCUAGAGGGAAGAAUUGUGAGGUUAGGCAUCAAGACUUGGUGGCCAAAAUUGAGUUGGUGAUGAGUACUGAGAAAGGGAGUGAAAUGAGAAGGAAAGCUUGUGAGUUGAGGGAGAUGAUUGAGAAUGCUGUUAAGGAUCAUGAUGAUGAUCGGGAUGGUUGUUUUUAUAAAGGGUCUUCUCCUAAAGCAUUGGAUGAUUUUUUCAGUGCUGCAAUGAACAUGACAAAGUCAAAUUAGUAAGGGAAUGAUAUGAAUAAUGAAUAUUUGAAUUUUGAGGUUCCGAUUAAAUGAAAGUUGCCUGGGGUUGUUCGCUAUUUGAUUUUGUUUGUCAGUUUGCCUUGAUUAAGAUCUGUAGAUUAAUCAUUGUAGCUGGUGGCCUGACCGUGGCACGAACAUGUAUAUUGUAUUAUUCAGGCAAGGAUUGCAAUAAUUAGCGAUUAAAGUGUCCCAUUUUUGUUA